AUGCCACCAUCAAUCGAAGCAUCCAACGCGAAUGCCACGACCGAGAAGGCCUUCAACGCCUGGCACCAGCCCGGGCCCGCGUCCUAUGACUUCCGCAGUGACGUACUGACGACGCCCACGGAGUCCAUGCUCAACGCCAUCGCCAACACCACGCUCCGGGACGACGUUUUUGUCGAAGACCCGACCACGAACGACCUCGAAGCGCACGUGGCUACUCUCUCGGGCCAUGAAGCAGCUCUCCUGGUCAUGUCCGGGACCAUGGGCAACCAGGUGGCCCUCCGCACACACCUGGCACACCCACCACACUCGGUCCUGUGUGACCGGAGGGGCCACAUCUUCAACUACGAAGCUGGCGGCAUAUCGACCCUCUCAGGCGCAAUGCUCAUCGCCAUCAUGCCAUCCAACAACCACCACCUGACACUCGAGGACGUUCAGGAGAAUGCCAUUCUCUCCGCUGACGUGCACGCCUGUCCUACGACCGUCAUCUCUUUGGAGAACACGCUCGACGGUAUGAUAAUGCCACUCGAGGAAGUCCGAAAGAUCUCUACGUUUGCCCGCCAACACGGCAUCAAAAUGCACCUCGACGGCGCCCGCAUCUGGGAGGCUGUCGCCGCCGACGCGGGAAGCCUAUCCGAUUUCGCUACCUGUUUCGACAGCGUGAGCCUCUGCUUCUCAAAGGGCCUCGGGGCUCCAAUCGGGAGCAUAAUCGUUGGUUCGAAGGCCUUUAUCGCCCACGCGAGGCGCAUACGCAAGAUGUUCGGCGGAGGCACGAGGCAAGCAGGCGUCUUGUCUGCUGCGGCACGCGUUGCCGUGGAUGAGACGUUCGGCAAAGGCCCGCGCGGCGAGGGCGGGAAGCUAAGAGCGAGCCAUGUCCAGGCCCGCAAGAUUGCAGAAAUGUGGCAGAGCAAAGGUGGAAAACUCGCAAAGCCAGUUGAGACCAAUAUGGUGUGGCUUGACAUCAACCAUGCGGGCUACUCUGCUGAAAAGUUUGCUGAGCUUGCCGCCACAGAGAGCAUCAAGGCUAACGGGGGCAGACUGGUAGUGCAUUAUCAAAUCUCGGAUGAUGCAGUAGCGAGGCUAGGAAGGGUCAUGGACAAAAUGCUAGGCAAUCAGUAG
Molecule: messenger RNA, 1116 nt
Organism: Exophiala spinifera
Lineage: Eukaryota; Fungi; Ascomycota; Eurotiomycetes; Chaetothyriales; Herpotrichiellaceae
Exons: 1
Coding region: 1-1116 (371 amino acids)
Biological process (GO): L-threonine catabolic process; glycine biosynthetic process
Cellular component (GO): cytosol
Molecular function (GO): L-allo-threonine aldolase activity
Source: RefSeq, a predicted model, not a curated record